GCGACAUAUAUGCCCCAGAAGGUGCUACUAUUUUACUUUGAAAUCAUAAGACCAGAAAUACCACGAUAUUAAAUGAAAUCUGUGAAAUGUUAAGCGACGAGUGUUAAAUAAAAAUGCCAAGAAAUGUUUCUAAGAAAACGAGACCUACGCCUGAAAUCGUCGCGUAAACAAGUGUCCUACAUUUCAUACCUUUUCUCAAAUGGAAGAAAGUUUCGUAUAUGUACCUCUUUUUAAAGGAUCAUAAUAAAAAAAUUGUGAUGGAAAAUAUUAUCAGGCUUUGUGGUGUGAAAAUCGAUUGAAAAACUAUUAUGUAUACAUUAAUAGAGAUAGCUUUGAGCUUAGCAGUGCUAGCCACUUUGGUCACUAUCCUCUCGGGAUGCGUUUGUGGCUGCAAGAACUCCAACCAAAAAAGUGAGUUGGUUGGUACGGCCGGUGUGGUCAAAAUCCGUUUGGAUGAGGAGGUACCAUCUCCAACACCCACCACUCCGGCCUCCAUCAAACGAGCAUCUACACAAAACAGCCAACGUAGUUUGCCAGAAAUCCCACAUCCUGUGGGAAGACAUGACAGUGGUGACACAGCAUCCGAAAUUUACGCGACAGUUAAUUUAGAUGAAGGAAAUAAAACCGCAGUGGUAGCGUCUACGAGCCGAGACCAUCCCUACGAACAUGCCUAUGCUAAACUUCAAAACGAAACUCACAAUGUAAUCGUGGAAAUAACACCUGAUGAACGGUCGGAUAAUGACAUACAAAUUGAUGAAAGGGAAGCGGCUUCUUCAUCCGCCGCCGAGGCCGUGCUCAUAUCGGCGUCGGUGGCGAUCAGCGGGCAGCUGCCGUCGAGCCAGGAGCUGCCCUACAUCACGCCGCCCUCGCCGCGCCCCGAGCCCGUGCACUUCAGCGGCGACUCCACCGACUCCGCCAAGGGCUACACGAGCAUCUCGGUGCGAGAGCCGCUGAGCAACAUCCGCGCGCAGAGUGUGAAACCCGCGCAGCCGCACUACGCUACCGUCUCCGACGACUCGGAUGAGAUGUAUGCAGCAAUAGAGGAGGCAAGCGUAGGUGAGGGCUCGGACACGUACGCGCAGAUCGCGCCCGAGCCGCGCCGGCGGGAGCCGCCCGCCGCGCCCGCGCCCCCCGCGCCGCCCGCGCCGCCCGCCGCGCUGCAGGCCGACGUCACGCACCACGCCAGAAGGAGUGCUCCACCUGAAAUUGGAGCAUCUACAUCUACAGCUACACAUUCACGCCAAGCGUCGAUGUCAUCUUGCUCAAACUCGACGGGAGCACUGGGAUCGCCUAAACCAGAGAAGCGACAGGCCAACUCUCCGCUGCCACCGCCACCGCACCCUUCGCACGCACCACACACCGCACACGCCACCCACGCCACGCACGUUGCGCACGCUACGCACGUUGCUCACGCCACACACGCCACGCACACACACGUUGCGCACAGUACCCAUGCCGCACACGGCACACACGCAGCGCACGUUUCGCACGCCUCACAUCCGCCUCGCACCGCGGAUACACUUGCGCAGAGACAUCAGAGGAUAUCUAGUACUGGUGACCUCCAUUUUAAUCACGACAAACUACGCCGCAGUCUCAAUGAGAAACAUCAAAGGAACAACAGUUGCGUUAGUUCUUCCGACUUUUAUGGUUGUAAUUAUCCGGUUGAGAAACAUCGGUUUAGCUCCGGCGACCUCAUACGACCGCUUGUAGCCCGAGAACUGAACUUUGAUAUUGACCAAAAAGAGAAUCCCACCGACAACUUUUAUAACUCUAUCGAUGGUCCCGGCUACAGUGAUUAUGCUUCAGCAGAAGCCAACAACAGUAUCAACUCGGAGCAACGAGCUACAGAAAGUCCUUCCCGAAAUGUAGAGGAAAUGUACGCCAAAGUAAUGAAAAAAGCUAAAGCGAAAGAAGAAUCAGUGUGGAAAUCAAAGGACCCCACAAACACCGAAACUGAAACGAAAGUACUAAAGUAUCGAAGUGACGAUCCCGGAUAUGAAACUAUAGAUCGGAAGCAAUCUGUUAAUCACGGUUAUGAGACUAUCGCACGCAAGGAACGGAAAGGCUCCAAUCAGGAUCCAGGUUACGAAACGGUCAAGGACACAAAUAAAGCCGGCCCAGCUAAAUACCCUAAUAACAAUUUAUCGAAAUUAAAUAAUUUGAAUGCUGACAGUGGUCCGAACAGUAUUUUAAGUAGUGAUGCUGGCUACGAACAUAUUUCGAAGACAGAUGCCAAUGCUUCCGAUUCUGAUCCCAAUUAUGAAGUGCUUAGAAAUCAACCACCGACACCGCCUUAUGCAACUAUUGCUCCUGACUACAAAGUCCAACCUACAUACUCAACAGUUAAUAAGAGGACAGGAAAAUAUAACAAUUGGUCUGGUAACAAUAAUGAUGAUUCUACUUUGGAACCAAAUUACGAAUCGAUGACGCACGAACCUUUUUAUAAUACUGGAAGUGAGUCUGAUUCUAAUUAUGAAUCUGUUCGACCAAAAGAUUCCAGUUUUGAAAGUCAGGAUCCUAAUUACGAAUCGUUGAGAUGCAAGGAUCCUAAAUAUGAAUCUGUGCGAUCAAAAGAUUCUAAGUACGACUCAGUAAGAUCUAAAAAAGAUCCAAACUAUGAAAGUGUAAAAUAUUUCGAAUUAUCUAAAAGAGAACCGCCUUACGAGAAGGUCAACAACGAUACGGCUGAAAGCUCUGGUAUCGACAGAUCUGAUUCGUCAGCGGGUUACGAGAAGAUUAACAUUCAAAAAACGAAGGACUCAAAAAACAGUAUUAAUAAUGGAGCCGAUUGCACUGUUAGUGAUUAUUUCCAAGUUUAACAUUUGAUAUAAAGUAUUUUUUUUUUACUUGUAAUGGACCUACGAGUGCGUCAUAAAUGUAGUUAAGUGUUUGACGACAUACCUAGGAGUAACUUUGAGAUUUUGUGCUUUUUAUUUAUUUAUAUUUUUACAAAUAUACUGUGUAUAGUACCUCAAAGAUAGAUGUAACCUAAUAUCUUCCUUAGGUAUCUGUGAUAUAUAUUGUGAGUAUGAAAAUUGUCUUACUCACUUAAGUUUUAAGUUCGACGUCAAUGUUGUUUAUGUUUUAUCAAAAUGCAGGCUUUUAAAACAUUUGUAAUCUCCAUUUAUUAGUGUGUUCAUAUUUAAAAAACAGGUGUAAUACACGUGAUUAUAUAUACAUAACAUGUACAAAUUGUAGAGUGUACAUAUAUUUGGACGUAGUGUGUAACAGCUAGAAAUAUGUUUUUUAAAUGUAUCUUUAUCGUCUACCAAAAACAUCGUAACAAAAGUUGAAACAUUUUGAUCGAUGUUUGAACUUAUUUCGUUUUUUUUAUUUGUUUAUCCAAAAUGACACGGCAGACAGUCAAAUUAUUUGUUUUAAACUGAUGUAAACUCACUGAAAUAACGUGACAUUUACCAUAUCACACAUUUUUGCAUCCAAAUAAUUUUUAUCAAGUAGCGCCCAUCCAUCCUUCUUUCCAACUAGAGAAAUAGAAAUAAUAUUUCGUUUUAUUAUUGUACAGGCAUUUAAUAUGAAUUUAGUGAAUUUUAAGCAAUGGGCAUUUAAAAGCCAAAAUCGUAUUUGAAUCGAAAUAUUUAACGGUUCUAUAUAUUAAACACAAAACUGAUUCUAAUAUAUUUCUUGUAGUAUAUGAUAUAUUUUGUUUUUAUUAAUGGUUAUGUUUUGUUAUCGAUACACAAAGUAUGUUAUAAUUAUUUUUUAAGUAUUUUAAGUUAAUUUAUCAUCCGUCUCGGUUAAAUAAAAAAUAUGAUAGGUGACUUAUAAAGUAGUACCUGAUCUUUUGUUUUAAACAUAUAAUUUAUAAUGAACUGUUUUAAAUUUAAUUUUUGAUAAAUACUUACAUCGUAGUGAAACCCAUACUUGGUAGUAUUAUUAUUAUUAAAUGUAUAAUAUUAUAUUCAAUAAAAGCUAUUAUUACACGUCUUUAUAAUACAAAAUACUCUUGAUCGUAAUGAUUGUAUGUUACUUUUGGUGCUAAUCAUCACUACAAAACAAAUUUCUAAAUACAAUUUACUUUUCUCGGAUUCAUUGUUAUAUUGACGCCAACACACAACUAUUUGUUAAAUAUUAACUUGUACAUUAAAUAUAUAAGUUCAACGUAUAACCUAACAGCAGGUGAUAUUUAA
Molecule: messenger RNA, 4148 nt
Organism: Nymphalis io (European peacock)
Lineage: Eukaryota; Metazoa; Arthropoda; Insecta; Lepidoptera; Nymphalidae
Exons: 11
Coding region: 309-2819 (836 amino acids)
Source: RefSeq, a predicted model, not a curated record